UUUCCAUCCACACAGAUGCUGCUGUCUUGGAUCCUCGGCUUCUUCCUGCUGGCCACCGCCAGAGGGAUGGAGAUCUGCUUUGGUCAUCUCGGCUGCUUUUCUGAUGAAAAGCCAUGGGCAGGGACCCUUCAGCGGCCUAUAAAGCUGUUUCCCUGGUCUCCCAAUGACAUCAACACCCGCUUCCUUCUGUACACCAAUGAAAAUCCCAACAACUUCCAACUAAUCACCGCCACAGACCCAGACACCAUCAAGGCUUCAAACUUCCAACCCGACCGCAAGACACGUUUCGUCAUCCACGGCUUCAUAGACAAAGGAGAAGACAGCUGGUUGUCGGACAUGUGCAAGAAAAUGUUUCAGGUGGAGCAUGUGAACUGUAUCUGUGUGGACUGGCGAGGAGGGUCCCGCACGGCCUACACUCAAGCGGUGCAAAACACCCGGGUGGUGGGAGCAGAGAUAGCCUUCCUCAUACAAGUGCUGUCGACUGAGCUGGGGCAAGACCCUGAAAACGUGCACUUCAUCGGCCAUAGCCUGGGCUCCCACGCAGCUGCAGAGGCCGGCAGGAGGCUUGAGGGGCGUGUGGGCAGAAUCACAGGGCUGGAUCCAGCAGAGCCCUGCUUCCAGGGUACGUCCGAGGAGGUUCGACUGGACCCAUCUGAUGCCGUGUUUGUGGAUGUGAUUCACACAGAUGCUGCUCCCAUAAUCCCUUUCUUAGGUUUCGGAAUGAGCCAAAAGGUGGGCCAUUUGGAUUUCUUUCCAAAUGGAGGGAAGCAUAUGCCAGGAUGUCAGAAAAAUAUCCUGUCUACCAUCGUGGAUAUCAAUGGACUGUGGGAAGGAACCCGUGCCUUCGCAGCUUGCAACCACCUACGAAGCUACAAGUAUUACGCAGACAGUAUCCUCAACCCCGAUGGUUUCCUGGGUUACCCGUGCACCUCCUAUGAUGAGUUUCAGAAGAGUGGAUGUUUCCCUUGCCCUGAGGAAGGAUGCCCCAAAAUGGGACACUAUGCCGACCAAUUUAAAGGGAAAACCAGUGCCGUGGGGCAGACAUUUUUCCUGAACACAAGAGAGAAUGGAAACUUUACCAGUUGGCGAUACAGGGUGUCGGUCACUCUCGCUGGGAAAAAAAAAGUGAGUGGAUACAUCAGGAUUGCUUUGUUUGGAAGCAAUGGAAACUCAAAGCAAUAUGAAAUUUUCAAAGGAACCCUGGAACCAAAUACCAGUCAUAUGCUGGACAUUGACGUGGAUCUCAAUGUUGGAAAAAUUGAGAAGGUUAAGUUCCUCUGGAACAACCAUGUGAUAAAUCUCCUGAAGCCCAAACUGGGGGCUUCCCAAAUUACUGUGCAAAGUGGUGAAGACAGGACUGAGUACACGUUUUGCAGCGAAGACACGGUGCGAGAAGAUGUUUUACAGUCUCUCUACCCUUGUUAA
Elephantulus edwardii (Cape elephant shrew) is the source of this 1425-nucleotide messenger RNA. RefSeq names its product pancreatic lipase-related protein 2 (gene PNLIPRP2). Gene Ontology annotation, biological process: phospholipid catabolic process. The transcript has 12 exons. Lineage: Eukaryota; Metazoa; Chordata; Mammalia; Macroscelidea; Macroscelididae. Bases 16 to 1425 code for a protein of 469 amino acids. Gene Ontology annotation, molecular function: triacylglycerol lipase activity; protein binding; galactolipase activity. The record is from RefSeq and is a predicted model, not a curated record.